CAUGGCGGCCCAAGAUGAAGUUGACGUAUGUGAAAGUUGGGAGGACAUGGACGAUAUUGGCUUAGACAACAAGAUCAAACUAAUGUCCAGUGUUCCUGCCCCUGUGAAAUCUACUCUGAAAGGUUGCAAGGUUACUAACGUAAUAGUUGAUGAGAGCGCGUGUAUCGGAUCUCAGUGCAUGAUGCCGGAGCCAGCAAUUCGUAUACUGAAAAGACCGUCAAGUCUGUCGAGCGGCCAGCUGAACGGGGAGAGUCGCGCGCGUCCAGUAAAGACUUUAGAACAAAGGCAAAAAGAGUACGAACAGGCUCGUUUGCGAAUACUAGGCGAAGCGCGAAGCCCUGAGGACGUAAUUGACGAUAAUUUGACACGGUUGCAAGAGAAAUUCCAAGCCAAUAAUAUCAAUGACACCCAAAGUUUGAGUAAAACAAAAAACUGUCAAGCAGACAAUGCUAAAGGGAAAGAAAGGAAGGUUUUAGCUCGGUUGCCAGGGGGAGCCACUACAACUGGGAUAUUCCCGUCCCCACCACCUCCUGGAGUCUUAGUGAUAAGAACACCAAGAGGUCCUGAUGGUACAAAAGGUUUUCUCCGGAGGUAGCAUUGACAAUGUAAGAUAACUUUCUAAAUUAUUUAGUUAAGCAUCCAUCCAUGAUCAACCAUGUCUUCAAUUAAAUAUACUUAUGACUACAUUUAGUUUAGGCUUCUUUUGUAAUAACUUAAUUGAAUUGUGCUAAAUAAUUAAAUUUAUUAUAGUUAGAUAUGCAUAUAGAUGAUUAUUUAAUGGGUUAACUACCACAAUUUUACAAGUUACAGUGAAAAAUAUAAAUUUGUUUACUUUUUCUAUAAAUCUAAAACAAAGUAACCAAGGGUUCCCACAUAUGUAAGUACAAAAACAUAGCCAUCAUUUAAAUUUCUUUUAAAAAACAACUAGAAAUAAUGUUUUUGUGUACAUGUUAUAUCAAUGGAAAUCCAUGGUACAAACCCAAAGUUACAUGUUAUAAUGAAUUUUUAUUAA
Molecule: messenger RNA, 1012 nt
Organism: Papilio xuthus (Asian swallowtail)
Lineage: Eukaryota; Metazoa; Arthropoda; Insecta; Lepidoptera; Papilionidae
Product: SUZ domain-containing protein 1
Exons: 3
Coding region: 2-595 (197 amino acids)
Source: RefSeq, a predicted model, not a curated record